Molecule: messenger RNA, 822 nt
Organism: Arabis nemorensis
Lineage: Eukaryota; Viridiplantae; Streptophyta; Magnoliopsida; Brassicales; Brassicaceae
Source: the annotation of a GenBank genome assembly
AUGGAGAAAAGGGUUUUGUACGGUUUGAUAGUAAUGCUAAUGUACUUGGUGGAUGGUGGCUCUAGUCAAGGGGAAGUGAAAUUGAUAAGUGAAGAAGUAACUGAAUUGGAACAACUUUUGAAUAAGAUCCAACAACUCACGGUGGUUGCCUUCUCGUCCUCGUUCUGCGGUGUUCGAUGUGCUAUAUUGGAUGAUCAAAUGGAUCAACUGGCCAAAACUUACGGUAACCAGAUUACAUUCUACAAAUCGGACAUUUCGGAGAAGGCCUCGAUUGCAAACCUUUACAAGGUAGUCAAUGUUCCAACCCUCAUAGUCUUCAAAGGUGGAAAAGAAAUAAAGCGAUUAGAAAAAGAUUUCUAUUGGGGUGCAGUAUAUGACCUAAUCUUCAAGGGAAAUCUAUUCUAUUCCGCUCCGGCGCCCUCCGAGUCUGUGCCGCCUGCCGCUCCUCCAUCCGAAAACAUGGAAGAAGUUGAAAAUUUGGAAGUAAUUCUAGCCGAGACUGAACUUCCCGUAGUGGUUACGGUAACGUCCUUGUUGUGCGGUGUUCCAUGUGCUAUAUUGAAGGAUCAAAUGGCUCAAUUGGCCAAAACAUAUGGUAACAAGAUUCUAUUAUAUACAACCGACAUUUUGGAGAAUCCAUUCUUUGCAAAACUUUACGAGGUACUCAAUGUUCCAACCGUCAUAGUUUUCAAAGAUGGAAAAGAAAUAAUUCGUUUCGAAAAACUUUCCGAUUGGAGUGAAGUAAGUGACCUAAUAUUCGAGUCAAGUAUAUUGGAUUCCGCACCGCCCCCCUCCGAUUCUAGUCCCGCCUUGAAUCAGUAA